Molecule: messenger RNA, 786 nt
Organism: Daktulosphaira vitifoliae (grape phylloxera)
Lineage: Eukaryota; Metazoa; Arthropoda; Insecta; Hemiptera; Phylloxeridae
Exons: 1
Coding region: 1-786 (261 amino acids)
Source: RefSeq, a predicted model, not a curated record
AUGGAGGACACCCCCCCAAAAUACGCCACUGAAAGUAAAAUAAGCCAAUUGGGUAAAUCCUAUGAAACGGCAAAAAGGCGAUUUUUAUCGUUGGAGCGUCGUCUGCAAGCAAAUGCCGAUAUACGAGCAGAGUAUUCAAAAUUUAUGAACGAGUACAAAAGGCUAGGACACAUGGAACUUGUGACUGACGAGGAAUCAAAAGAAAAGGAGACUCGUUGUUAUUAUUUACCUCAUCAUGCCGUUAUAAAUAAUAAUAGCACAACCACGAAGCUUCGAGUCGUUUUUGAUGCGUCAUGUAAAACCGAUUCGGGCCUUAGUCUGAAUGACGUGUUAUUAAAAGGGCCUGUUAUACAGGACGAUCUGCUAUACAUCCUGGCUCGAUUUCGCAUGUGUAAAUAUGUACUAACGGCAAAUAUCGAAAAAAUGUAUCGACAUAUAAUAGUAGGCGAGAGCCAUCGUGAUUAUCAGAGAAUUGUCUGGCGUGAUAAGCCAAAUGGUCCAUUGAAAAUCUACCGCCUACGAACUGUGACAUACGGUACAAUAAGCGCAAGUUAUUUGUCAACAGUUUGCUUAGAAGAGUUAGCUGAACGUGAAUUCAGUAGGUAUCCUGACGCGUAUCAAUCAUUAGUUAACGAUUUUUAUGUGGAUGAUUGGUUAGGUGGUGCAAUGAAACGGGCAAAAGCAAUAACAUUACGAGACAAUAUUAUUGCCGUAAUGAAAGGUACCGGUCUACAUUUACGGAAAUGGGCAUCGAACGAUAAUAGUUUAAUAAGUAGAACACAAUAA